This is a messenger RNA of Cylicocyclus nassatus, 459 nucleotides long. NCBI's taxonomy places the organism in Eukaryota, Metazoa, Nematoda, Chromadorea, Rhabditida, Strongylidae. The record is from the annotation of a GenBank genome assembly.
AGAUAUAUUUGGGUGCGAGCUGGUUAUGCGCAUAGAUGGUAUGCCAGCGGUUGUGUUAACAAGUUACAGUCAAUCGAGAUGCUACUUGCCCUUCGAUUGUCGGCCACGAGCUCUGGUGCUGCACUUGCUGCUUCUGUUAUUAUUUCUUCCAACCGCUCAAUCUCUAACUUAUUUUGUGGGAACUUCCUCUAAACAAAUGGGUUCUGGUAUUGGACCAGAAGAACCAUUUCUUUCACAAGAAGACAAACAAACGAUUGUUUUAUUCUGUCGUGCCGCUUUAUCGAAUCCGCAUGCACGUGAGAAAAGAAAAAGCGUUUCUUCUUUUGAGAUGCGCCACACUUCUCGUUGUUAAUCUUCAACCAAAAACGAUCUCGCUCUUCUUCCAGGCCGUAUUCGCAUCCACACCAACUGCUUAGUCGAUAGCCGUGCGUUCGAUUGAAUGGAUAAAGAUUAUUUGCC